AUGUCCAGAUAUCACUCCAGGCAUGGCGGCGAAGGGGGCCAAGGAGACUUUCGUGAAUAAACUGGGCUUUAAAAGCAGCCAUUCAAAAUCAAUGGAGAUAGAGAUCGAGAAACUGAAGAGAGAGAACCAGCAGCUGAAGAAAAGUCUGGAGGACACGAAGAGAGCUGGAAGACAUCCAAACACGCAUCCAGACUCGGACAAAGCCAAACUUCUGGAGAGGAUCUUGGCCCUGGAGACGCAGAGGGAGAGGAACUCGCAGCAGCUGCUGGGGAAGGAGCAGGAGAUCUCCAGCCUCAGACAGCAGCUGCGCGCCGCUCACGGGGACGUGGUGUCUUCACUGCAGAGCCAGCUGGAGCAGAAACAACAGGAGGCUGAACAGCGAGAGACACAGUUUCAGGCUCUCUCGAAGGAGACCGAAGACCUGAAAAACAAGUAUUGUGCCGUUUCUGAGAGGUGUGACACACUUGAGAAACAAAAGGUUCCGUCUGGUGAGCUUGCGGUGGUUCAGGAGCAGUUGCGAGACGCCCUGGAGAAGAACCAUAACUGGCUUGUUUAUGACCAGCAGCGGGAGGCCUACGUUAAGGGUGUUUUGGCCAGGACCAAAGAGUUAGAGACGCAGUUAAAUGAAACAAAUCAAGCACUCCAACAACAGCACAAAGAAGCCAAUUCAGAUGGCCAGUCUGGGCAGGUGGCUCAGCAUGAACUUGAGGCCGAACGGGCCCGAGUCACCCGAGUCCAGACAGAACUGGAGGAUCUGAGAGGAAGGUAUGAGGAGAAGAGCCGGGAAGCAGCUCAGGCACGGGAGCAGCUCCUGGAGGAGAGGAAACGUGAGCGGGAGGCUCUGCAGGAGGAGAGGAGGCGUUCAUCAGAGCGAGCCGCUCGACUGCAGGGAGAGCUGGAGGAGGAGAGGAGGAGGGUGGCCGAACUACUGAUGCAGGUGAAUCUACUGCAGAAAUCCCUGAUGACUCAGCAGGAGGAGCAGAAAAGAAUCGCUAGUUUGGAACAACAGAUGCAGUUGUCGGCCAGAGAAUCUGAAAAUGAAAAACUGGACCGUCAAACUCUACAGCACCAGCUGCAUAAAGUUUUGAAAGAGCUUCGGAAGGCCAGAGACCAGAUUACACGCCUGGAGUCUGCCAAACAGCAGAGAGAGUCUCGCUUCUCUGAGCCCAGCUCCUGUAACAGGAUGGAUUUUGAGAGAUUGACUAUUCAAGAUCGAACCACGUCUCCAUCUAAAGUCCAUAACCUACUAGAUGAGAGUUUGCUGGAGUGUCCGAACUGUGGCGCUUCCUACCCCACCAGCCAGCACAGAGAGCUGCUCGCCCACCUCGACUACUGCUUCAGCUAAAACACACGCUUCUGAAACAUAGAAAUCUUAUGAUGUAGGAUGAUUUUUUAAAAACUUUUAUUAUAGUCACCAUUCCAAAGAAUUGCUUCAGUAUUUUAUAGUAACAGGUAUUUUAUUACUGUUUUUAAGAAUAAGAAGCGUCAAAUUUUUAAAUUUGAAUUUAAAAAAAAAGGAAUAUUCUUUCCUGGAAUAUUCACAAAAG
Molecule: messenger RNA, 1547 nt
Organism: Sinocyclocheilus grahami
Lineage: Eukaryota; Metazoa; Chordata; Actinopteri; Cypriniformes; Cyprinidae
Gene: cep55l
Product: centrosomal protein 55 like
Exons: 8
Coding region: 23-1345 (440 amino acids)
Biological process (GO): mitotic cytokinesis; establishment of protein localization; regulation of phosphatidylinositol 3-kinase/protein kinase B signal transduction
Cellular component (GO): midbody
Source: RefSeq, a predicted model, not a curated record